AUGUCAGCGAAGGGGAGAGUGGGAGUUGGAGGAGAGAUGGGUUCAAGAAAUGUAGUAGUGUCAAGGAAUUUGGCAUUUUUGCUUUGUUUUAGUAGCUUCCUUGCUGGGAUAUUGUUCACUAACAGGAUUUGGACAGAGCCUGAAAGAACAAAAUUAGAAUCUGAGGAUUGUAAUCAGAAGCUUAAUGUUGAAAAUCAUACAUCCAAUAACAGUCUAGGGCAAAUUUCAGAUACUCAGUAUGAUAUCAGUGCACUAGAUGGUAAAAUUUCAAGUAUAAAAACGAAAUUAGCAGCUGCUAAGGCAGAGCAGAAAUCUUUGUCGAGUGGCGAUACUGCAUCAGGAAACUCGAAAAGAAAAUACUUUAUGGUAAUUGGAAUCAAUACAGCUUUUAGCAGUCGGAAGCGGAGGGAUUCAGUUCGUUCAACUUGGAUGCCACAAGGUGAGGAAAGAAAGAAGUUGGAGAAGGAGAAGGGUAUAGUCAUACGCUUCGUUAUAGGUCACAGUUCAACUGCUGGUGGCAUUCUUGACAAAGCUAUUGAAGCAGAGGAAAUGGUGCAUGGAGAUUUCCUGAGGCUGGAACAUGUUGAGGCCUACCUGGAAUUAUCAGCCAAGACAAAGACUUACUUUAGUACUGCUGUUGCUUUGUGGGAUGCAGACUUUUAUAUCAAAGUUGAUGAUGAUGUUCAUGUGAAUUUAGCAACACUGGGCACAAUCUUAGCUGGACACCGAAAGAAACCUCGUGCUUACAUUGGUUGUAUGAAGUCUGGUCCUGUACUUUCUAAAAGGUAA
This is a messenger RNA of Dovyalis caffra, 789 nucleotides long. The record is from the annotation of a GenBank genome assembly. Lineage: Eukaryota; Viridiplantae; Streptophyta; Magnoliopsida; Malpighiales; Salicaceae.